AUGCCUACUAUGUCUGCGAAGGUGGACGAAUGCAUAGCACUGGAACCACAAACUGAUGCAACCUCGUCUUUACUCGCGACACAAUAUGGCUCUUGGUACCCCCAACAUAAAUCGUACACACUCAAGUCCAAGAUAUUGAAUAUCGAGGCCAUAGAGCCAGGGUUUCUCGAAUGGCUCGAUCAAGACGGCCUGGUUUUGUCUGAUGCGAAUGAUGUGAAUCCUGAGGAUGGUGAUGCGCGUCCACAGAUCAAGCGCACACUACCGCUUGACUCGGAUGCCGAGAUCAUGAGCGACCCAAGCGACGAUGAGGGCAACGACACCGACGACGGUGCUUAUUUUCCAGCAUUAAAUGCAGAGAUCCGGCGCGUCUUGCUUGAGUACGACGGUGCCGUUUUCCCAAAAUUCAACUGGAGUGCUCCUCAAGACGCAGCGUGGAUUAUGCCUGGACAUACUUUGCGGUGUCAAACGCCCAAUGACGUGUAUUUACUACUCAAAUCGUCUGACUUUGCAAUGAAAGAUCUCUCCCAGGUGCGCGAGCUAUCCAAGGCAUGCGAGAAUGAGGCACGUCCUGAGCGACCACAUUUACAGCUUGUGCUAAAAAAAUGGUUUGAAUUACCCCGCUCACACGAGUUCCGCUGCUUCGUACGUGAUGGGCACAUUGUUGGGGCGUGCCAACGGGAUAUGACGUUUUACGAGCAUCUGCAGGACGCAGCGACGCAGGAACGCAUCCAGUCGUUGCUAUUCACAUUUUACAGAGACCAUCUUGCGCAUAUUGUGCCGCGCCGUAUAGUCUUUGAUGUAUAUUUGACGCGGCAUCUUGAUACUUGUUUCUUAAUGGACUUGAAUCCAUGGCUUGAUCGCACUGAUACUCUGCUAUGGACGGGCGAUGAGCUAGAACAUGUAGCACCAUCCGUUGGCGAUCAUGGUAGUGCAAGCGGACGGCUUGUCCCGCUACGGGUGCUCGCAUCGCAGGCUGAGGCAUCGCAGGCGCUGCCCACGUAUUCGGCACAUAUGGUACCGGCCGAUGUUGUUGAGUUAAGUCAUGGGCAAAAUGUGGCCGAAUUUGCACAGCAAUGGACCUCUCAUGUGCAAAAUGCGAUGCAACCAUCAUCCGAGGAUGAGUGCGAGUAA
Messenger RNA from Malassezia globosa CBS 7966, 1131 nucleotides. RefSeq lists its product as uncharacterized. The transcript has a single exon. The record is from RefSeq and is a predicted model, not a curated record. Gene Ontology annotation, cellular component: cytoplasm. Bases 1 to 1131 code for a protein of 376 amino acids. NCBI's taxonomy places the organism in Eukaryota, Fungi, Basidiomycota, Malasseziomycetes, Malasseziales, Malasseziaceae.